This is a messenger RNA of Psylliodes chrysocephalus, 3393 nucleotides long. NCBI's taxonomy places the organism in Eukaryota, Metazoa, Arthropoda, Insecta, Coleoptera, Chrysomelidae. The record is from the annotation of a GenBank genome assembly.
UUUUCUUUUUCAGCGUCUGUAAGAAAUUUUGGAACACGAGUUGGCGAGUUCUUCUCCAGAAAGAAAAGGGAUGUGAAUCAAGAAGCUGAAAAUAUCGAAAACGCUACUGAAGCACAUGUUCAGCAAGCAAAAGAUGAAGUGGAAAAGGACAUCCACAAUGUGUCACAUAACAUUGCUGAAGGUGCCAAAAACACUAAAAACGCGAUCAAUGAAGAAUUGAAUACAGCAGGAAAGAAAGUCAACGAAACCGCCCAAGGCGCGCAUGAUAUCAUCCAAGAAAAAAUCAUGAGUACUGACCGAACCAUUAACAACAAACUUCAAGAAGCAGACAGCGCCUUAAAGUCCACCUCACAAUCAGCUGACAAGAAAUGGAAAGACACUGAAGCCCAAGUAGCUGCCAGAGUAAAAGAAACAGAAGAAUUUGCUGAAGCCAAACGUAAAGAACUAGCUGACAGUUUGCGCAAUGUAGGACAGAAUGCAGAUAAUCAAAUACAUCAGACUGGGCAAACUAUCCAACAAGGAGCUAACAACUUAGCACAAAAUAUAGAUAACAAACUGAAUGAAGCUGCUCACGGCGCUGAAGCUAGAAGAAAAGAUCUUGCUGCGGAUAUACAACAUUACGGACAAAAUCUUGAACAUAAAAUUCACGAUGUAACAGCUGCAGCUGAAAAUAAAAAACAUGAAAUCGUUGGUGAAACCCAAAAUCUAGCUAGAAAUAUCGAUCAAAAACUAGCUGAGACUGCAAAUGCUGCUGAAGCCAAAAGAAAAGACAUAGUCACAGGUGCUGAAAAUUUAGGCCACAAUACCGCUAAAGGUAUUAAUAAUGCCAUGCAGAAUACCAAAGAAGGAUUUAAAAACGUUGGAAAAACAAUUGAUAAUAAAUUACAAGGAGCUGCUGAUGACGCUGAAGCUAAAAAGCAAGAAUUAGCAUCAGGAGUUCAAAAUGUAACACAAAAAACUGUAGAAGGGGCUCAAAACGUAGCUAAAAAUAUUGACAAUAAAUUAAAAGAUACUGCAGAUGCAGCUGAAACGAAAAGAAAAGAUUUGGUAUCUGGAGCCGAAAAUUUAGCCCAUAAUACAGCCAAAGGUAUUGAUAAUGCAGUUCAUAGCACCAAAGAAGGGGUCCAAAAUGCGGCACAAAAAACUGUAGAUGGAGCUCAUAACAUAGCUAAAAACAUGGAUGACAAAUUCAAAGAUACUGCAGAUGCAGCUGAAGCCAAAAGGAAAGACAUAGUCACAGGUGCCGAAAAUUUAGCCCAUAAUACCGCUAAAGGCAUUGAUAAUGCCGUGCAAAAAACCAAAGAAGGAUUUCAAAACGUUGGAAAAACGAUUGAUAAUAAAUUACAAGGAGCUGCUGAUGCGGCUGAGGUUAAAAAGCAAGAAUUAGUGGCCGGAGUUCAAAAUGUAAAACAAACAACUGUAGAAGGGGCUCAAAACGCAGCUAAAAAUAUUGACAAUAAAUUAAAAGAUACUGCAAAUGCAGCUGAAACGAAAAGAAAAGAUUUGGUAUCUGGAGCCGAAAAUUUAGCCCAUAAUACAGCCAAAGGUAUUGAUAAUGCAGUUCAUAGCACCAAAGAAGGGGUCCAAAAUGUGGCACAAAAAACUGUAGAUGGAGCUCAUAACAUAGCUAAAAACAUGGAUGACAAAUUCAAAGAUACUGCAGAUGCAGCUGAAGCCAAAAGGAAAGACAUAGUCACAGGUGCCGAAAAUUUAGCCCACAAUACCGCUAAAGGCAUUGAUAAUGCCGUGCAAAAAACCAAAGAAGGAUUUCAAAACGUUGGAAAAACGAUUGAUAAUAAAUUACAAGGAGCUGCUGAUGCGGCUGAGGUUAAAAAGCAAGAAUUAGUGGCCGGAGUUCAAAAUGUAAAACAAACAACUGUAGAAGGGGCUCAAAACGUAGCUAAAAAUAUUGACAAUAAAUUAAAAGAUACUGCAAAUGCAGCUGAAACGAAAAGAAAAGAUUUGGUAUCUGGAGCCGAAAAUUUAGCCCAUAAUACAGCCAAAGGUAUUGAUAAUGCAGUUCAUAGCACCAAAGAAGGGGUCCAAAAUGCGGCACAAAAAACUGUAGAUGGAGCUCAUAACAUAGCUAAAAACAUGGAUGACAAAUUCAAAGAUACUGCAGAUGCAGCUGAAGCCAAAAGGAAAGACAUAGUCACAGGUGCCGAAAAUUUAGCCCACAAUUCCGCUAAAGGCAUUGAUAAUGCCGUGCAAAAAACCAAGGAAGGAUUUCAAAACGUUGGAAAAACGAUUGAUAAUAAAUUACAAGGAGCUGCUGAUGCGGCUGAGGUUAAAAAGCAAGAAUUAGUGGCCGGAGUUCAAAAUGUAAAACAAACAACUGUAGAAGGGGCUCAAAACGUAGCUAAAAAUAUUGACAAUAAAUUAAAAGAUACUGCAAAUGCAGCUGAAACGAAAAGAAAAGAUUUGGUAUCUGGAGCCGAAAAUUUAGCUCAUAAUACAGCCAAAGGUAUUGAUAAUGCAGUGCAUAGCACCAAAGAAGGGGUUCAAAAUGCUGCGCAAAAAACUGCAGAGGGUGCUCAAAAUGUAGCUAAAAAUAUUGACAAUAAAAUAAAAGACACUGCAAAUGCAGCUGAAAUAAAAAGAAAAGAAUUAGUAUCUGGAGCUGAAAAUUUAGCUCAUAAUACGGCAAAAAACAUCGAUAAUACAGUACAAAACACCAAGGAAGCAGUUCAAACUGUUGGGAAAAAUAUUGGCAACAAACUACAUGAAGCCGCUGAUGCAACUGAAGCAAAAAAACAGGAAUUAGUUUCCGGUAUUCAAAAUACUGCAAACAAAACAGCUGAAGGAGCUCAAAAUGUAGCUAAGAAUAUUGAUAACAAACUUAAAGAGACUGCAGAUUCAGUUGCAGAUAAAAAAAAUGAGUUAGUUGCAGGAGCACAAAACGUAGCUAAAAAUGUUGAUAAUAAAUUACACGAAGCCGCAGAAAAAACUGACGCUAAAACAAGAGAAUUUUCGCAAGGCGUCAAAGAUGUGGGACACGCAAUACAUGACAAAUCCAGUUCAGCUUUAAGUGAAGCUAAAGACAAUAUUAGCUCAGGUCUUCAUGCUGCUGGAGAUAAAUUAAGCGAAACGGGCCACAAUAUUCAAAGCGCUUUUGAUAACUCAAAGAAAAAUGCAAACGAUGUGGCAAAUCAGAAGAAACAAGAAGUCCAGAGUGGACUAAGUAGUUUCGGUGACAGUAUAGAUAAUAAACUAGCAGAGACGGGAAAGUUUUUCGACACUAAAUUUCAUGACACGGCCAACUUUUUGGAAACCGCAAAACACGAUCUGAAACAGGAAACAGAUGAAAGUAACAAACGAGCACAAGCUGGCCUUGACGAUGUCGCGGAUGCCGCGAAAAAUAUUUUUGGAGGUGGACUGUUUUCUAAAAAAUAA